AGCGAAACAAAAUGCGACAGCUUUUGCUGAUCUGUGCGCUGGCCUGUGCCGUCGGCGGUGUGCUAAGUGCUUCGUUGACGCGCGUCGGCCGCGAGGAUGAGGUGGGAGCGGUGGUGGCGGUUCCCGCCGAAGAGGUAUUGGUCGUGGAGCCAGCAGAGCUAAAGCGGGCCGAAAUCCCGGUGGCGGUCGAGGAAGUCGAGGCUGCCGCUCCGGUUGCGGUCGAGAAGACGGUCGAGCCGGUCGAAAGCCAGAGCAUUGCGGAACCGGUGGCUGAAGUUGCGGAACCGGUGGCCGUCGUGGCGGAAGUCGUUGCCGAUGCCGUCGUACCGGAGAGCGAAGUUGUGCAGGCGGUGGAGGAGGCGGUCGUCGCUGCCGAACAGCAACCAAAGUUUGUCCCGGAAAGUGAGGCGGUUGCCACCGCUGCCGUAGCUGAGCAGGAACCAGCUGCCGUUGCUGAGCAGGAACCAGCUGCCGUUGAGUCACUGCGCAGUGUAGAACCCGUGCCGGAAGCUGCCGAGCCUGUCGUCGCUGUGGUCGAGAACGUUGCCGCUCCGGUGGAGGAAACCGUACAGGUGGUUGAACCCGUUGAGUCGCUGCGCAGUGUGGCCCCAGUAGCGGAGGUAGCUGAACCCGUGGCCGUCGUAGUUGCGGAGGAGAAAAUCGAGGAACAGCAGCCGGAAACCGUCGUACCAGCCGUUAAGACCGUCGCGGAAGUGAUUCUGGACAAGGCCGAGGAGAAGGUCGUCGAAGAAGCUGUUGUGGCUGCAAAGGAAACGGAAGUAGCUCCAGUAGAGUCGCUCAAAUCGGUUGAACCAGCAGUUGAAGUGUCUGAGCCCGUUGCCGUCGUUGUCCCGGUUGUAGCUGAGGUGGCUGAGAAGCAGGAGGCCCAGGUUGUGCCACAGGUCAAGUCCGUACUGCCAGUCGUAGCUGCAGAAGCAAGCGAAGUCGUUCCGGAGGUGGUUGCCGUUGCUGAAGAGAAGCCAGCCGUCGCCGUACAGGAAGUUGCAGCUGUUGAGUCGCUCCGUACCGUUGCCGUGCCGGAAGUUGCCGCCGUUGAAGCUGUCGAGAAGGUGGCUGAAGUUGUGGCUGCCGUUGAGCCCGUUGAGGAGAAGGUUGUCGCCCCGGUUGAAUCGCUCCGCUCCGUUGCUCCGGUUGUCCCAGUAGAAGAACCUGUCGCUGCCGUUGCCGCUGCUGCCACCGAGGAAAAAGUGGUGGAAGCGGUUGAGGAGAAGGUUGUAGCUCCAGUUGAAUCCCUGCGCCAAGCUGCCCCCGUGGAAGCGGUCAACGAGCCAGCCGUUGUGGUGGUCGAAGAGGAAAAGAAGGAUGAAGCCGUUGCCGUUGUGGAGAAGGAAGCCGUUGCUGCUCCCGCUGUAAAGGCCGUCGUUGUACCGGAAGUGGUUGAGAACGUGGAAAAGCAGGAAGCUCCUGUGGCAGUCGAAGAACCGGCGGGCGUCGUCAAGUCGGUCCCGAUUGCGGAAGAUCUUGUCCCGGUGAAGGAAGUCGAAGCUGAACCACACCAGGCUCUGCGCGGUAACGAGGUACGUCAGGAGACGGGUAGCUCCACUACUCGCCCAAAUCUGCUCCAACAGAUUAUCCAGCCGGUGAACAACUUCAUCCAGGCAACUCCGCUCGGACAGGUGUUGAACCGCCCAUCGAACACCCCAGCUGCCGCAGCCGCUCCUGCCGCCGAGAACGCUGAAGUCGCUCAAGAUGAGUCGGCCCCGGCCGGUACCACCAGCGCACCCAACCUAGUCCAGCAGCUCGCCCAGAACGUGCAGAACUUCUUCAACCCGAAUGCGGCGAACGCUAAUGCUGAAGCGGAAGCGACAACCCGCCCCAACAUCAUCCAGCAGGUCCAGAAUGCUGUCGGAUCGGUGUUCAACCGACCGGCCACCAACUCGGAGCAGCAGCAGCAGCAGCAACCGAACCCCAUCCAGAACAUCGUCCAGGGUGUACAAAACUUUUUCCGACCGACGACCGCACCAGCACAGGGCAGCCAGUCCGAGGGUGCGGCUCCUGCCGAUACACCCCAGGAAACGCCAGCCGCCUAA
Messenger RNA from Anopheles maculipalpis, 2051 nucleotides. RefSeq names its product probable serine/threonine-protein kinase kinX. NCBI's taxonomy places the organism in Eukaryota, Metazoa, Arthropoda, Insecta, Diptera, Culicidae. The coding region runs from base 12 to 2051 and encodes 679 amino acids. The record is from RefSeq and is a predicted model, not a curated record. The transcript has a single exon.